AUGAAUAAAAAUACAAAGACACUAUUUCUUCUUGUUCUACAUUUGGCCAAAGUUAGCGGUGCAAGUUGUCCUGCUGGUUGGACGCCAAAAGAAGACAGAGGACUAUGUUUCAAAUACUAUACUUCAAUAACAGACCAUAAAUCCGCCACUGACGAUUGUUUCCAUGAAGAAGCCAUACUAGCCACUCCUAAAAAUUCUUCUGAAGUUGAGUUUCUCGCCAACAAUGUGAUAGGGUCACUCAAUGAAUAUGUAUGGGUAGGGCUUGUCAAAAGAUCCUCAAUAGAACCAUGGACCUUUGCAGAUGGUUUUCCAUUUAAACCGACGAUGCCAUCAUGGGAUUUAUGGGAUAAUGGUUUUCCAGCAUCUCCUACGGCCGACAUUUGUGCAUACAUGACGGCUGCAGCUGGCAGCUACAAAUUCAAGACUGCAAACUGUAAUAGUCAAUAUCAAUAUAUUUGUCAGAAAACCAUGGUACAGCAUUCUUGUCCAAUGGGCUGGGCUCACGCUCCUGGGGGAUCUGUUUGCUAUAAAGCCUUUGGUGAUUCCUACACUUACAAUCAGAGCGUGGACAUCUGUAACAGCAAUGGUUCUUACAUUCUGAUGCCCAAGGACCCACACGAGGAUAUGUUCUUCAGCUGGUAUCUCAAUAAGUAUGAAAUGUAUAAGAAGAUUUGGAUAGGAUACAAAUUAGAGAACUCGAAUUUCGUCUGGGAAUCUGGAUACCAAGCUAACUACACAGGAUGGGAGAAUGAUGAACCACACAGCUGGGAAGAUUGUGCAGUUUAUGCUGCCAACGGAGUAGGUUUUGAUCGAUGGUAUGGACUAGACUGCAGUCUACCUGCUGUUACGUAUUGCCAAGACACCGAUCUCUUCAAUACGCUUGAUUCAACUACAGAACAAGUAACUACUGUCAUUACAUCACAAAUGACAACAGAAGCCACAUCAGACACAUCUCAAUCAACACAAGUCACCACUCAAACCACACCGGGCGCCACCCAAACAACUCCAGGUACCACACAAACAGCUCCAGGUACCACACAAAUACAAGUCACCACCCAAACAACUCCAGGUACCACACAAACAACUCCAGGUACCACACAAAUACAAGUCACCACUCAAACAACUCCAGGUACCAUACAAAUACAAGUCACCACUCAAACAACACCAGGCGCCAACCAAGCAACACCAGGAACCACACAAAUAACAUCAGACAUAUCUGAUUCGACAGCAGUUACUACUCAAACAACUUCCAACAACAUUGUUACAACUCAUGUUCUAACACAAACAGCUGCCUUGUCGUCUGAUGCUUUGACCCACAGUGGAGAUGGCACAACAUUUACUGAAGCUCAAACAACAAAACAGACUGCCGCGACAACAAUGCUUUACAGCAGCACAACCAUUUCUGAUGUAUCUUGUGGUUGUCUAUGUUAUGGAAAUAGAACAAAUAUUACUACAGAGGAAUUACAGGAGUUAUUAUUACAAAUAAAAAGUAAUCUGACUGUCGACACCAAAACAUUGUCGUCUGCAAUUCGACAGCUCACGAGCGCUUACGACUCGAGGGUCUCUUCAAAGAGCAUUGGAAGCGUUGGUGUGGCCGUUCUUGUGUCAGUGAUGGUAUUCUUGUUAUUUCUAGAUCUUGUUCCUGUUAACUUUGGCUGUGCUUUGAUGAAAACAGGAAAAUAACAUGUUGAAAUAAUUUUUGUGCAGUAUUUUAUACCAGCAGUUUCCUAUGGAUU
Messenger RNA from Saccostrea cuccullata (small rock oyster), 1736 nucleotides. RefSeq lists its product as uncharacterized. The record is from RefSeq and is a predicted model, not a curated record. Lineage: Eukaryota; Metazoa; Mollusca; Bivalvia; Ostreida; Ostreidae. The coding region runs from base 1 to 1683 and encodes 560 amino acids. The transcript is spliced from 8 exons.